Molecule: messenger RNA, 3106 nt
Organism: Lagopus muta (rock ptarmigan)
Lineage: Eukaryota; Metazoa; Chordata; Aves; Galliformes; Phasianidae
Gene: GYPC
Product: glycophorin C (Gerbich blood group)
Exons: 3
Coding region: 179-508 (109 amino acids)
Cellular component (GO): cortical cytoskeleton; membrane
Source: RefSeq, a predicted model, not a curated record
GACACAUGUGCUGUUUCCUUUUCCAGUUGUAAAGGGGUCAGGAGCCAGGAAAGGAGAGCCUGAACAAGAGCCGCAUUUUCCUGGGCUCUUCCAGCUGUUCUGUUCAAUCCCGCCGUCGGUUCUGAGCAGGGAAGAGAGGCUGUCAACACAAAUAAGGCAUUUUUCAAAGGCGUAAAUUAUGAGUUACCAAAACAAUACGACAUCUCAACCACAUGGGGAUGUUGAGAAUUCCUCAGCUGGAGCAGAUGUGGCUGUGAUUGGAGGUAGGAAGCAGGCUGUACUUAGCAGAACCAUUAGAAUUAAAACAGCAGGUGUGAUAGCUGCGGUGGUAUUUGUCCUCAUUUGCCUGCUGGUUGUGAUGGUCCGGUACAUGUACAGGCAUAAGGGCACCUACCACACCAAUGAGGCCAAAGGAACUGAGUUUGCUGAAAGCGCUGAUGCUGCUUUGAAAAAUGACCCUGCUCUCCAGGAAGCUGUGGAUGAGAGUAAAAAAGAAUAUUUCAUCUGAAAGGCAAGAAUUUCCACGGAGACUUCCCCACGGGAAUCAAUCAGAUAUACUACAACAAAAGUGCCAAGAGAUGGAUAAUAUUAGGAUGCAGGCAAGCAUCCUGAUUGAAAAGUAUCUCUUUAUUUUGUCGCUGAGUUGUUUCUUUUUCUCUACCCAUGAAGAGCUAAAUGCCAGAUACUUGCCCGUUGAUUUUAUAAGCAACACAGCUGGUCACAGUUGAAAUCAAUAUCAGAUAAGAAGAAACAAAAUCUCAGUAUGAGUGAUACACCCAAACCAGAUAACGAUAGCAAAUGUCAAGUCUUGACAUUUGGUGAAAACAGCAGAUGCCAAUGGAAAACAUCCUCUCAGAGUUAAUGAUGCAUUCUAUGCUGAUAUUAUACAGAACUACCUGAAAUUGAAUUUCAAAUGGUCACAGAACAAACAUUAAACUAGAUAAAGCUGAAGUAGCUGGAACAAAAAUAGCUUUGUAGCCCAGAUAUUUCCCCUAUCCCCAUAAAUGUGCAAUUUUAUUGCAACAGGGGAGUUUGCUUUGUUUGUUUGGGGAGUUUGAUUGAGACCUUUUUUUUCUUCUUCUUCUUUUUAGUUUUUAGGAUUUUAUAAACAUAAAAGUCCAAGACAAUUCAAAGGAAUAAAACUGUUGGGAAACAUGGAAAAUGAAAGAAUGAAGAAUUUAUUUCUAACUUGCUCUUCAUGGCAGUUUGAGAACUGCAAAAUGUUGGAAUUUAUAGUGUAGAAUAUAAUAGCCAGUAAACUUGCAAAUAUGAUUUCAAUUAGUCGAUAGGCUCCCUGCAUGCAUGCAUAAUUAGAUACGUAUUAGAAGGUAAAGUAUCUUGGUUUGAGCAGGCCUUUUAAAACAACUGAGCUCAGACAGAUUUUUUUGAGUAAGAUAUUUUUGCCUGGGUAUUUAUUUAUUUAUUUUGCAUUGGAACAUUCUCUUGAAUGCUUGCCAGCAAGAUUUUGCAUUUUUGCAGGAAAAGGAAUUCAGUUCUGGUGCAUAUAGUGAUAAAUCUUUUACAGAUGAAACCACAAGACUGCCAAUAGAAGGAAGCUUGUUCAGCUGCAUGCCAUUGGCAAGUACUGAUGUCUCCCUCUGCAUGGCCUCUGUACAUCCUUUGCAUUCUCCUCAGUAAGAGAAUUACACUGACUAUCAAUGCUUUAAUAUAAAUAAAUAUAUAGAAUGGUCGUGGUGGAUCACAUGACAAGACCUUAUGCCUCACCUAAGAAUCAGUGAUGAUGAGUUUCUUUAACCCAGUAAGCUGGCUUCUUAAUUAAAGCCCAAGAGUAGCUCCAGAAAUAGAGUAAUUUUUCUCUGCACCUGCUCAUUCCCAGCUCCACUGGUGCCCUGAACUACUGAAAAUACAGAGGGAUAAAUAUGUGAUAACAUGUAUUUUCUAUCUCUUAUGUGUAUAUAUAUAUACACACAUAUGUAGAGCAAUGUAUACAUCAAGUCAUGUACAACUGCUUCCAAGACACUGUUACUGAUCACUUGUGCUCACUUCUUGGCACCAAAGCACAAAAUUCUCCAGGACUCCAGCAUACAUUACCAAUGUUGACCACAAAAGUGCAAACAGAUCUGACAAGAAAAGACUGUGAGGACUCAAGUGGAGAACUGAGAUAUUUUUGUCUUUUCAAUCACAAUCUCAUUCUUUUCUCAGAAGCUGAAGGAGAUGGACUUUGAACUGCUCUUCAAAUCCUAAUACCUUAGAUCUCAAGUACCUGUGUGUCUGCAUUUUAACCAAAGAAUAUAAAAAUCCUGCCACAUUUACUAAAUGCAUCAGGUAUUUUUUUCAGAACAUACUGUUCCAAAGCCAAAUUGUAUUCUGUGGCUCAAGUAUAAAGUAUAUGUAAUCCAGAACUAGCAGAGAACAAAUAUUUUGAUAUUAUGCACCUGACUAUUUUUUUUCUAGAUUCCUUGCUAUUUUCAUCUUUUUACUGCUUUUGAAAAAGGAAUCUGUUUUUAUUUUUUCUGGGCCAAGCGUUGCAUAAAUUAACUAAUCUUAGCUGUAAAACUGAGUUUGUAAAACUGAAGACCCUCUAGUUCAAUGAGAAUGUAAAUAUUACCUCUGAGGAGAUGCUAAAUGGGGUGACAAGCUCUGCUGCUUUUGUCAUAUAAGGCAUGGAAACACCAAAAUCCUCUCUUCAAGCAUUAGAAGGACCUAUAGAAGACUGCCAACAUUUCAUCACUUUCUGUCCCUAUUAGCUACAAAGGACCAGGUGAUAUAGGUUUGGAUGUUGAAGAAAAUUCACUAUAGAGCAAGGUAUGGGGAUCACGGAGAAUAAAUUCCUUCCUUCCCCAGUCAUGAAAUUCUGCUUUUGCAACUUGAACACACUGAUUCUAAUUAGCCAAUGAUGACAUACCUGAUACGAGAUGGGGAAACAUGAAUUAGUGUCUCCUUUUGGGGGAAGUUAAGUUUAUAAAUUAUGAAAUGGAUUAAGUCAGACUAAGUGUCUGCAUUUGAACCACGGGGUCAGAUUCUCUGGUGAAAUGACAUGAAUUCAGAAGAAUUAAGCCAAUUCUUACAAGUUCAGUCAACAUCAGACAUUUUGUCAUUUCUUCCCCUACUGAAUACAACUACUAGUCUUUGACUAUAUGCCUUU